AGACUUCAUAGAUCCUUAAAAUCUCUUUUUAUCAAUAUAUACAGGGAACCAUUCUCUCUCUCUCUCUCUCAUCUGUUAUGAAGAAGCUAUACAAGAAAAUUCAUCCAACGCCGCCGUUUUCCGACCGGCUGCUGUCAUUUUUACCGGCGACAAUCUUGACUUUAACGGUAGCUCUAUCCCCGGAUGACAAAGAGGUUUUGGCAUAUCUUAUCUCUUGCCCUUCUUCUACUAACUUUUCAAACAACCAUCGUAAAGCAACCCAGAAAACUGCCACUUACACUUCCACGGCCUCCGCAGCCAUCACCUCCUCCGAUGGUGCAAAGGUGGAUGCUGACCACCCAUCUUCUUUCAACUGCUACUGCUUCCGGUGCUACAUGAGCUACUGGGCAAAGUGGGAUUCUUCACCUAACCAUCAGCUGAUACACGAGGUAAUAGAUGCUUUUGAAGAAAGUCUGUUGAUGCAAAACAAGAAAGAUAAGAGCAAGAAGGAAAGGAGGAAGGGUAAAGGUGUGAGAGGGAGUGGUCAAAGCUCUGAGGAGUUGAAAAAGUCUGGGUCGAGUUUGAUUAAGAACAAUUUUGAGGAGUCAAAUUCGGCCUCGGAAAGCACUAGUGCUGGCGGUGAGACUGGUGGCGGUGAGGCGGAGGAGGAUGAUGUGGAGGAAGAAUUUGAGAAUGGUUCAGUCAGAAAAUUUGUGAGUUCUCUUGGAGAGAAGAUUUGGGGCAUUUGGAGUUGAAAAGGUUGGUUGGUGUAAAUUAAUCCCCUUUUCGUUAAAGAAUUUUAUUUUAAUUUUUGUAGCAUUUUUAUUUAACUGUCUGUUUAAUUCACAAUGUAAAUUAGUUAUGGGCAGAUAAUUUGUGUCCUCUGAUUAAUUUCUCCAUUUUUUGCUGCC
Olea europaea var. sylvestris is the source of this 890-nucleotide messenger RNA. RefSeq lists its product as uncharacterized. Bases 78 to 734 code for a protein of 218 amino acids. The record is from RefSeq and is a predicted model, not a curated record. The transcript has a single exon. Lineage: Eukaryota; Viridiplantae; Streptophyta; Magnoliopsida; Lamiales; Oleaceae.